GUCGGCAACGCGACUCUCGAAGUUCUCGUCGGUGAGUUCCAGUACGUCGGAGGCAGCGGCGAGGCGGGCGGCGGCGAGAAGCAGCGCCACGACCGGGAACAGCGCUAGGCGGCGGAGGCGCAUGGCGGCGAGACAUGGCCAGUUAUCAUCCAGAAGAGCAUAUGCAGUUGCCCCGAGCAGAUGCCAUUCGUUCACGUCUUAUUGAUACCUUCUCUCUCAUCGAGCAUUUACAAGGCUUGAGUCAAGCUGUUCCAAGGCACACUAUCCGAGAGUUAUUUGAUCCUUCUCGUCAGAAGAAACUUAUGUCGGGAGAUCAACACCAGCUCGUGCGCUUCUUCAUAAAGCCUCGUCACGUAGAGCGGAUUACUCAUGCGCGGAGACUGAUGAGCCGACUUCGGGUGCGCUGCAGUCAGAGGCCACCUCUUUCUCUGUGGGCCGGAUGGGUCCUUGAGCGUCCUCUCUUCACAAAUUUUAUCAUCUUCCUCAUCUUUCUGAAUACGAUCGUACUGAUGGUUGAAAUAGAAUUGCUGGAAUCCACAAAUGUCAAACUGUUGCCACUGAAGCUGACUCUGGAGGUGGCAGCUUGGUUCAUCUUGAUUGUUUUCCUCUUGGAGAUCCUUCUUAUGUGGACAUCCAGCUUUUUCCUCUUCUGGAAGAAUGCGUGGAAUGUCUUUGACUUUGUUGUUACUAUAUUGUCCCUGAUUCCUGAGAUUGUGGUGCUGGUAGGGGUAACAGGCCAGUCGGUGUGGCUCCAGUUGCUCAGGAUCUGCCGGGUGCUGAGGUCACUCAAACUCUUUGCACGAUUCCGUCAAAUUCGAGUCAUUAUUUUGGCCCUGGUCAGGGCCCUCAAGACCAUGACCUUCCUCUUGAUGUUGCUGCUCAUCUUCUUCUACAUUUUUGCUGUGGCUGGUGUCUACUUCUUCGAAGGCUACACCCGUUCAACUCGCCAGGACCUGGAGUACCACAUGUUCUUCUCGGACGUGCUAAAUUCCCUAGUGACAGUGUUCAUUCUCUUCACCUUGGAUCAUUGGUAUGCAUUGCUUCAAGAUGUCUGGAAGGUACCUGAAGUCAGCCGCACCUUCAGUAGCAUCUAUGUCAUCCUUUGGUUGUUACUUGGCUCCAUUAUUUUCCGAAAUAUCAUAGUAGCCAUGAUGGUUACUAACUUCCAGAAUAUCAGGAAUGAGCUGAAUGAGGAGAUGACACAUCUGGAGGUUCAGCACAAAGCCGGCAUAUUCAAGCGGCAGAUUAUCCAGAGGAGACAAAACCUGUCCCCUGAGGCAAUGAAGUCAAGCCAUAGCAAAAUCGAUACCAGAGAAGCUGAUCAAAGAAAGGGCACUUUGGACUCCGAAAAUUCAGGAGAUGAGACGAAACCAAAUGCUGCUAAAGAGAAUUCAGUAACAUCGUCGAUAGCAAAAGAGCCCUUGUCAAAAGCAAAAAAGUCCUCCUCUUCCUCCUCCACAUCCUCCUACUAUUCCUCUGCUUCUGAAUCCAGAGGUCCUGAAGCUAUUGGGCAGUUGGACUGGGAGACUCUCGUGCACCAGAAUCUGCCUGGCCUAAUGGAAAUGGAUCAGGAGGAACGCGUUGUUUGGCCCAGAGAUUCACUCUUCCGAUAUUUUGAGUUGCUGGAAAGGCUUCAGUAUAACCUAGAGGAGCGUAAGCGGUUGCAAGAGUUUGCAGUGCAGGCACUGAUGAACUUUGAAGACAAGUAA
This is a messenger RNA of Trichechus manatus latirostris (Florida manatee), 1709 nucleotides long. It is a transcript of the gene CATSPER2, whose product is annotated as cation channel sperm associated 2. The transcript has 13 exons. Bases 135 to 1709 code for a protein of 524 amino acids. Gene Ontology annotation, cellular component: CatSper complex; membrane. NCBI's taxonomy places the organism in Eukaryota, Metazoa, Chordata, Mammalia, Sirenia, Trichechidae. The record is from RefSeq and is a predicted model, not a curated record. Gene Ontology annotation, molecular function: calcium-activated cation channel activity. Gene Ontology annotation, biological process: monoatomic ion transport; transmembrane transport; fertilization.